This is a messenger RNA of Pocillopora verrucosa, 1098 nucleotides long. Lineage: Eukaryota; Metazoa; Cnidaria; Anthozoa; Scleractinia; Pocilloporidae. The record is from RefSeq and is a predicted model, not a curated record.
AUGCUAGAAUGCGCGCAGUUCUGCAACCAAACCCAAGAGUGCUUGAGCGUUAACUACAAGUUGCUGGGUCAAAUCUGCGAGCUGAAUAGAGCAGAUGUCCACAUUGCUCCUCACAACUACCUCCCAGCCAGAGGUUACGUUUACCUUGAUAAUCCUUGGCCCAAAGUCAAAAUGAAAUCUUGCGCCAGUAUUAAGGAUAUUGUCUCUAACGCGGAGUCAGGCUACUAUUGUAUUGAACUCUUUCAAGAGAAGAAGGAAGUUUUCUGUGACAUGAUUAAUUUUGGUGGAGGUUGGACACUUGUUGCAAGUAUCUCGUCUUCAAACAAUAACCAUCUGCUGAGGACGGAAGUAAACUGCCUUCUCCCAAACCGAUGCGUCGAGAACGUUUCCUCAGAUAUACCAACCAGAAAAAUGUCUGAUAAAGACAUCCAUGCUAUUGCAACUACUGAAGGGACAUUUCGAGUUGAUCAGGUAUCGAAUGGUUUCACAGCCUUCUUUAAGAUACCUAUUGGAGCGCAUCUGUUUAACUCUGAAUGCUUCGGAGCAAGUUGUCCUCGUAUAAUUGUGUCUCAUUCAUAUCCCUACCAGUGGGAAUCGAACUGCAAGGGGACGGAGCUUGGCUAUCAGGUCACUGAUACUCCUAACCGUUGCUAUAGAGUGUUCGAUAUGCACGACAACGGUGAAUGUGGUCACACUUGGCGCUCUACGAAAUAUGGUACAAAUCGAGUGCUGUAUGGAUUCCCCUGUAGCAGUUUCAGUGGCAUUUACAAAAAUAAACAAGGUCUUCUUUUUGUAAAAUAGACUAUAUUCAUCGUAGAAACUGAAGAACGUAAUACUUAGAUGCAUGAAGAACGAGUUACGAGCGAAAUUCUGGAUCAGACUUCAUUAGGAAGCUUACAUGAGGUGCGGAUAACCAACAUAGGAAAGCUAGCUAUGGAAACCGCCGCAUGGCUGUGCACCUGUAUAAGAAACUAGAGGAGAUCCCGCAUGUCAUUAUUCCGAUUAUUUUUACUUGAUGUUAAUGCGCUCUUUUUGUAAUUCGAAGUAGAAAAUUCAACCACAUGUUGUGGUAACUUUGGUAGAAAAGAAUUUGUUUUG